AUGGCCAACCAGAAUGUCCCACAAACUCGGAAGGCUCUUCGCAGACGCGGCCCUCACGUAGCCGAGUUUGUCGACGAAGCUAUUCCCUCUCGAGGCUCAUCCGAUGUGCUCAUUCGAGUUCGUGCUGUUUCGUUGAACUACAAGGAUCUAGCCAUGUUGGAUGACAACUUUCCUUGGCCAGUUCCAUCCAACAUUAUUAUGGGUGCAGACGUCGCGGGCGAGGUUGUUUCGGUUGGCGACAGAGUGUCGCGGUUUGAGGUCGGCAGCAGAGUUGUUGCUGUUCAUAAUUUGGACAACAUUACUGGGCGAGAAUUAACGGCGCGAGCUAUGGAUGGCACCUUGGCUACCUAUGUAGUCUUUCCAGAGGUCGAGCUUGUGAAAGUUCCCGACAACUUGACAUGGGCCGAGGCUAGUAUUGUUCCCUGCGCUGGAGUUACUGCCUGGUCGGCCCUGAACAUGAAGACCAACAACUUGUGGGGAAAGACUGUGCUUGUCCAAGGUACGGGAGGUGUGAGUAUUAUGGCACUCAGCCUAGCUGCCAAAGCUGGUGCCACCGUUAUUGCUACUUCUUCGUCUGAUACGAAGUUGGAGCACGCGAAAAAGCUUGGUGCUACCCAUGUCAUCAACUACAAGCGGAAUCCCAACUGGGAGGAAGAGGUGUUGAAGCUUACCGGAGGCCUUGGGGUCGACAUCGUCAUCGAGCAAGGCGGCGCAAGCUCCCUACUUCAGAGCGUACAAUCGAUAAGGCGGGAGGGUCAAAUCUCUCAAGUGGGAUUCCUGUCGGGAGAUGGCCAGGGUGAUAUUUUUCGCCUGGUUCAGCUGUUAAUCAUGAAGAAGUGUAGCAUUGUAGGAAUCCAGGUUGGAUCAAAGGGGGAUCUAGAAGACCUGAUGGAUUUUCUCAGACAGCCACACUUCAAGCUGGACUCAUGCGUUGAUCGCGUAUUUAGCUUCGACAAGUCUCUGGAAGCUUUCGACUACAUGAGAAAUGGUAGCGCAGUUGGGAAGAUUGUCGUUGAGUUUUAG
Trichoderma virens Gv29-8 is the source of this 1023-nucleotide messenger RNA. RefSeq lists its product as uncharacterized. Gene Ontology annotation, molecular function: oxidoreductase activity. The record is from RefSeq and is a predicted model, not a curated record. The transcript has 6 exons. Bases 1 to 1023 code for a protein of 340 amino acids. Lineage: Eukaryota; Fungi; Ascomycota; Sordariomycetes; Hypocreales; Hypocreaceae.